Molecule: messenger RNA, 6689 nt
Organism: Podarcis lilfordi (Lilford's wall lizard)
Lineage: Eukaryota; Metazoa; Chordata; Lepidosauria; Squamata; Lacertidae
Source: the annotation of a GenBank genome assembly
GGCCAGGGGAGCAGAAGAGAAGACGCGUUGGACAGCAGCAGUAGCCAUAGCAUGCGAGUGAGAAGCGAAGCAUACGGACAGUGGGAAGGUGAUGGUUUUAAAGAACAGCAGAAGUUUGAGUCCAGCAGGGAUGGAGGGCAACGGCGAGGAAUUGCAGCUUUAAACCAUAGCAGAGGUCCCGUACACUGGGAUAUUUGAAAAGGGGGGAGCUCUAGGGGGCUAACACAGGGGGGUGACGGGGGGUUGGUGAGUGCAUGUAUCAAUGGGUCACGUUUCUCAUCUGGGUCAGGGGCUAUGGGGUUGGAAUUCAACAUGUGAAGACAUAUGAAUUCCCAAUGCCUGCAUUGAAAGCAUGUGUGAAGGAAUUGUCAGGGUGCACAGGUCACAACACGAUCAACGCAUCUGACAGUUAUGGCCCCCACUGGCCACACACCCAGCACAUGUGCAAAGUGACCUUGUGUACAAGUUGAGGAACAUGAACGGCACAGCUCUACAUGGGGGUGGGAGGAUCCUGGUUAAACAUGAGGUGGGCCUUACAGCCUCUCUGCCUUGAAUUUUAACCCCUCCCUCCUUGCUUUGGUUCAUAACAGGGGUAGGCAACCUAAGGCCUGGGGACCAGAUUUGGCCCAAUCGCCUUCUCAAUCCGGCCCACAGACUGUCCGGGAAUCAGCGUGUUUUUACAUGAGUAGAAUGUUCCCUUUUAUUUAAAAUGCAUCUCUGGGUUAUUUGUGGGGCAUAGGAAUUCGUUCAUUAUUUGUUUCAAAAUAUAGUCCGGCCCACCACAUGGUCUGAGGGACAGUGGACCGGCCCACGGCUGAAAAAGGUUUCUGACUCCUGGUUUAUAAUCGAGUUUGGAGCAAAGAAAGCUUUUUGUUGAACUGUGAGGGCAGAUGAUGAUGAUGAUGAUGAUAAUAAUAAUAAUAAUAAUAAUAAUAAUAAUAAUAAUUUAUUGCUUAUAUCCCGCCCAUCUGGCUGGGUUUCCCCAGCCACUCUGGACAGCUUCAAACAAGAGAUUAAAAAUACAUUAAAACAUCAGUCAUUAAAAACUUCCUUAAACAGGGCUGCCUUCAGAUGUCUUCUAAACACCAGAUAGUUAUUUAUUUCCUUGACAUCUGAUGGGAGAAUAUUCCACAGGGCGGGGCACCACUACCAAGAAGGCCCUCUGCCUGAUUCCCUGCAACCUCACUUCUUGCAGUGAGUGAACCGUCAGAAGGCCCUUGGAGAUGGACCUCAGUGUCCGUGAAUGAUGGGGGUGAAGAUACUCCUUCAGGUAUACUGGGCCGAGGAUGAAUUGGCUUCCCAACCUUGCUAAUACGUGUUUGCCUCAUCACCAGAUGAGAUCCCUCUGUUAUCCCAUGAAUUUCUCAGAAGAUUCACGGGAGAGGAGGGUUUGUAUCUAUGGUGUCCAGAUUCUAGCACCUCACCGUACUGAGAAAUCAGGACAUUUUUUUAAAAAAAUCAUACAUGCUUCCAAUCUGGCUUUUGAUUUAUUAAUUUUGCACACAGCGGGCUGAAAAAAUGGCUUCACGAGGAACCAAGCUUUUUGCACAUGCUUCCGCUGCGCAUUUCUUCUCACGAACCAUGCCUGCUGUCUUGGGACUUUUUCUCUUCUCUGUGCUUCUAACUCCAGGUGAGCAGUAGUAAUCUUCUAGGGCUGGUGUGUGUUGCCGUGGGAUACCUGGGAGUAAACCAGAUCUAAGCUGUUGAUUUUGGAAGCGCUGACUGAGGCAGGGGCACCAACUAUAGGAGGUGGAACGGGCUUCAGCCCCCUCAAUAUUUGUGAGUAGGGGGCUGAGUCCCCCCAGUACUGAGGGGCCUCCCUUUUUUUGAUACCAACACUCACAUGCCGGGUGGGGGCAGAACACAUGGAGGUUGAAGAUUGCCCUCUGCCCACUCCAUCCCCUGUCUCCGUCAUGCGUGCACCAGGAUGUGUGGAGUGGCACAUGAUGUGCGUAUGAUGUCACACAUUGCUGGGCCUCUUCUAGUUGGAGGGCAAUUUGGCGCCCCUGGACUGAGCUGGAAACCAAUAUACUGACUUCAAGAUGGUGAGUGUGGCAUUGCAUAGGGCAGGAACCAUGUUGCGCUUGACCCACGUUUGUGAGCUCCUGCCCCCUUUUUGCAGACCGGUGUCUGCACCUGGACACCGCUUAUGAAACCUUUCAUUUUCUCUUCUACAGGUGACUCACUGGAGUGUGAAACGUGCACAGCGGCAGGCGCCAGCUGCAAGGGCAGCAUGACAAAGUGCGGCGCUGAUGACGACACCUGUUUUGUCGCUUUUAGUGAAAGCACAAUAGGUGAGUGAGAAGGAUCCCCACCAAAUGCAGUCCAGGCAUAGAGGAUUGCAAAAGGCAUAUCAAUAUAUAUAUAUUGAUGUCUUAACUGUGUUUUAAUUGGUUGGAAGCUGCCUUAAGUGGCAGUCAGAUGGGCGGCAUAUAUAGAAUAAAUUAUUAUUAUUGGCGAUGCUAACAGGCUGAUAUGGAUCAUAAACUCAUUGAAGACCCUCCAGGUGUCCCUAUUUUCCAGAGACAGUCCCAGUUUCUGAUUUGAUCCCUGAAUGUCCUGCUUUUUCUUAGGACGUCCCUAUUUUCAUUGGAUAAAUGUUGGAGGGUAUAUUUUUAUGUUUUAUUUUAUGCUUUAUUAUGUUUUUAUGGAUGUUGGAAUCCCUCCAGAGUGGCUGGGGCAACCCAUUCAGAUGGGCAGGAUAUAAAUAAUAAAGUUGUUGUUGUUAUGGAAUAGGACGUCCCUGUUUUCAUCAGAGAAAUGUUGGAGGGUAUGUCAUAGUCAAAAACAUCUGGGGCACACAGCCUCUAGCUUCCCAAGCAAAAAAUCUCUCUUUCCCAAUCUCCUGAAGUCUGAGAUACCGUAACUCUGUGGUGAAGGACCAGUGUCCCUUCCUCUAGAUAUUCCUGUCAUUUCUGAGCCUUCACUGGGCUCUCUGGGGCUGAGGGGAGCUGUAGCCCAGCAAAACCAGGAGGGCCUCAUGAUGUGGAAGGCUGCCCUAAAUCCAUAUGCUAUUCUUUCAUUCUCUGCAGCUGGAAAAUCAUAUCAGAGGAUCCUGAAAGGCUGUGCACCAGCUCUAGUCUGCAGUUUGGGACCAUUUUAUGUAAAUCUGGGCAAGAUGUUUACCUCCAGAGGAAUGACUAUCUGCUGCGAGGGUGCUGAGUGCCCAUCUGAUUCAGCUCAGUGUGGGUAUAGUUUUUUUCUUCCAUUCCCCCACCUCAUUCUAUGCCCCAGAGGUCAGGCUGUGCAAUUGAUUUCAUCAGGGCGCUCCUGAAUCACAGAUUUAUCAUUUGCCACUGUGCAGCACAGUGGAGGGCAACAUCAUAUCUGGGAGCCAAUUGUGCCCCCUCCGGGCCUCUCUAUCUGGUCCGUGCGUUCUCUCUAGACCAAGGUUUUCUGACUUUGGUCCUCAGGUGUUGUUGAACUACAGUUCCCAUCAUCCCUCAUCAGAGCAACCAAAGGUCAGGGAAGAUGGGAGUUCUGGUCCCACAACAUCUGGGAACCUAAGGUUGAAGUACACUAGCCUAGAUCACACUCCCUCCUUGGCCAUGCCCCAUCUCUCCAGGCCACACCCAACAGCAGUCCUACUCCACAAUCCCCUUGAAUGUUUUUGGUUGGCAAGAUCUGUGGUCCUUAAAUUGUGAUAAUGUCUCUUGGCUUGCCUGGAUGGAGGAUAGAGAGGAAUGCGUGAGUAUACACUGCCUCUUUGCUUUAUUUCAGUGCCUCCAAUGAUGAAAAAGGUCAAUGGGAAAACAUGCCCAGCCUGCUAUUCGCUGACUCCUACGUGCCCUACAAAGGUGACAAAAUGUACAGGAAUAGAGGACCACUGUCUGGAUGCUAGCAUCAAAACUGGUAAUUCUGAUUUGUUAUGCUCUUCUGGCAAAUUCUGUUGCAUUAUGGUCUUGCUGGCCCUCCGUCAUAAGGGUCUAAUUCCACCCUGUUCUAUCUAGUUGUUUGUGUUUUUUAAUGCAUUUUGGGUUAAUUUUUUAUUUGAAAUGUGCACUUUUUAGGUAACGUAUGCUGGGUUUUAGCUGAUGUCAAUCAUAGCGUUGACCAGUUGAAAUUAAUGGGCAGGGCUAACUUGGGUCUGUUAAUUUCAGUGGGUGUGCUCUGAGCCAAUUUUAGUUGGAGACACCCAUGCUUUCCAAUGAAUUCAUCUGUCAGAAGCAUAUUUUGUAAGCACCUUUUCUGCAUAUUUUUUUACCCCAUUUAAAACACUUUACCAAACCAGAAAAGUGCACCAUCAGUCUGGAGAUGCGUUUGAAUUGAAAAGCAAGUUCAGGAACUUCAGAUAUAACAAAAGACAUAGUAAGAGGCAGCAUAAUAAUAAGACAGUCAUACCUUGAAUCCCAAACUCCUUGGCUCCCGAACAAAUCGGCUCCCAGACGAUUGAAAAGCGGAAGUGAGUGUUCCUGUUUUCAAAUGAUUUUCAGAAGCCGAAUGUCCGGCGCAGCUUCCAAUUGGCUCCUGCAGCCAAUCAGAAGCUGCGCUUUGGUUUCCGAACGUUUUGGAAGUCGAACAGACUCCAUUUGACUUCCAAGGUAUGACUGUAACAACAACAACAGGCCCCCAAGCUUUAGCAGGCCAUAGAUUAUUUAAUGACCAAAGGCCUAGAAAAGAAUAAUGUUUUUGCCUGCCACCCUAAUACAUGUAGUGAUGGUGGCAGGUGAGCCUAACUGGGGAGAGCAUUCCACAGUCAAGGAACCACCACAGAAAAGACCUGUUUUCUUGUUGCCACCCUCCAAACGUGUUUUUUUCUUUUCUUUUAAAGAUGAUGCUGAUUAUAUAAUAUAAUAAUAAUAAUAUUAUCCCACAAUAUCUGGAGCAAUACUUCAUCAGGAGCUUUGGAGACCAGACAGGCCCAUUAAUAGAGCUUGUCUCUUAGAGCUUCUGAUAGACCUUCAAAUAGAGGACUGUCCUUUGCCAGGUCAAAUACAUUUUCACCCUAAAUCUAUGCCAGAAAAAUGGCCUACACUUGAGGUCGACAUGAGUGGCGCCUGGAAGAAGAACAUUCUUUGUCCUAUACUGUUUCAAUCCAUAGGAACAUCCCCAUCAAUGGGUUAUAUCCAAGACUACUCUUAAUCAUAGUAUAUUCAUUGAAAUCAACAGACAUGGCUCCACAUGCACCUCAUAUAUCACAAUGUGGGACAUUUUUGAAAGUAUUAUUUAUUUAUUUAUUUAUUUAUUUAUUUUGCUUUUAUCUUUAUUUUGUUUUUUAUUUAUUUUGUUAGCCCGUUUGACCAUGGUGGGAGACAAAUCAAACUUGCAUUGGGGAAUACUGGGAAUAGUGACCUCCCAUCUUUCCUUUUCAUCUGCAGGAGGGUUUGGAAUCACCAUGAAAGGUUGCACUACCAAGACUUACUGCGAUAUUAUACAACUAAAUGCUUUGCCACGAAAUUUUAAGAGUACCUUGAGGGCAGUUACUUCUGCAAUUCUAGAUGGUAAAUGUGAGCCAGCCAGUAAGGCACCCCCAUCACUGAGAUUUCCUCUUCUGGCCUUGUCAUGGUUUCUGCUGGUGAAGAUCCUCUUGUAAUGAACUCCUUCCUGUGACUCGGCACUGAGGACAACUUUCCUUUCCAUGUCCGUCUCUACUUUCAGUUUGGUUUUUCUCCAGAGGGAUUUGUAUUCCUACGUAGAUAUCUUACUGACUUACAAAGAGCCGGUUUGUUCUUUUGCAGAAAUGACAAUGAAAUGCUUUUGUGAAGAUCUGUUGGCCAAGAAUCUUGAGCAGAAACGGGGGACCUUUUUCAACCUGUGGAAUGCAUUUCAUGGCUGCCAAGAUUUCUCAGAUGAUAAUAGGGACAUCAGGAUCAUCCUCCCCUCCAUGCCCCAUAUAUACACACUGCUGGUGGAAUACGGGAAAAGGGCAGGGCUGUCUGAGCUGCCUCAGCAUUACAGGUUACCGCCCACACACUUCUGCUGCGCUUUUCUGCUUGUGUGGUGGCACCUCGGUAAAACCACUUCUUACUGUUUGUAGCAGAGUUUUCCUCGGAGGCAGAAGACAAGAACAGGAGUAAUACUCAAAUUCAGAGUCAAGAGCUUCUUUAUUGCUUGACUGGUUGCACGAGCAUUUUUGUUACCUUUAUAUACAAGCUAUUUACAUUCCUUCUUUACCUCUCCAGCAUGGUAUAAUCUCAGUCCUGUAAUUAACAAUCCUGACACAGCAAAACUCACAGUAUCAGCAGCACACGUUGUCUUACUUCCAACCUUGUUGUCACAGUGUAUGCGUACAGUCUAUUUGUGUGCUUUACUUGUGCAGAAAUUGCAACUUCCUCCCUUUCUUUGCACCUCCAGCUGACACCAAUCAAGCCUAGAGUGCCACUCCUAGACACUAAAGAAAAAUUCUGGAACCCUCUUCAAAGCUUCCAGGAGCUUUUAUCUGUUUCUUAAAGAAUGUUUUCCUAACACUCAGUGGGACAGAUUUUUAAGCAAACACGCAUGGUUCAAACUGUGCAUGGUUCAAACUGUAAGCUCAUCCAAGUUCAAAUACAAGUGUGCUCAGGUCUGAAAUCUUACACAUAUGCUGUCCCAGUCCAGUUGGUGAGAGCACACACAGGAAUCUGCAACCCUAUUAAACUGUUAAAAGUGGGAAUUUAAAUCCCAUGGACUUCCAAUGAAUAACACUCAAAAUGCUUAUUCUGACCUGCUGAAUUUCUGCCUACCUGUUAAAGGGACACUACGCCAGUCCG